This is a messenger RNA of Pipistrellus nathusii (Nathusius's pipistrelle), 5931 nucleotides long. NCBI's taxonomy places the organism in Eukaryota, Metazoa, Chordata, Mammalia, Chiroptera, Vespertilionidae. The record is from the annotation of a GenBank genome assembly.
AUGGAGAACAGUCACCCCCACCACCACCACCAGCAGCCCCCGCCGCAGCCCGGCCCUUCGGGCGAGAGGAGGAACCACCACUGGAGAAGUUACAAGUUGAUGAUUGACCCGGCUCUGAAGAAGGGACACCACAAGCUGUACCGCUACGAUGGGCAGCACUUCAGCCUGGCGAUGUCCAGCAACCGCCCGGUGGACAUCGUCGAGGACCCCCGGGUGGUCGGGAUCUGGACCAAAAACAAGGAGCUGGAGCUGUCGGUGCCCAAAUUCAAGAUCGAUGAGUUCUACGUGGGCCCCGUGCCUCCGAAGCAGGUGACGUUUGCCAAGCUGAACGACAACAUCCGCGAAAACUUCCUGCGGGACAUGUGCAAGAAGUAUGGGGAGGUGGAGGAGGUGGAGAUCCUGUACAACCCCAAGACCAAGAAGCACCUGGGCAUCGCCAAGGUGGUCUUUGCCACCGUCCGGGGCGCCAAGGAGGCCGUGCAGCACUUGCACAGCACCUCGGUCAUGGGCAACAUCAUCCACGUGGAGCUGGACACCAAAGGGGAAACCCGGAUGCGGUUUUAUGAGCUGCUGGUCACGGGCCGGUACACACCCCAGACCCUGCCGGUGGGCGAGCUGGAUGCGGUCUCUCCCAUCGUGAACGAGGCCCUGCAGUUGUCUGACGCCCUGAAGCGCCUCAAGGAUGGCGGCCUCUCCACGGGCUGUGGCUCGGGCUCCUCCUCUGUCACCCCGAACAGCGGCGGGACGCCCUUCUCCCAGGACACCGCGUACUCCAGCUGCCGCCUGGACACCCCCAACUCCUACGGGCAGGGCACCCCGCUCACGCCGCGCCUGGGCACCCCAUUCUCGCAGGACUCCAGCUACUCCAGCCGCCAGCCCACGCCCUCGUACCUCUUCGGCCAGGACCCCGCCGUGCCCUUCAAGCCCCGGCGCCACGAGAGCAAGUUCACGGACGCCUACAACCGCCGCCACGAGCACCAUUACGUGCACAACUCGUCGGCCGCCCCCGCGGUGGCCGGGGCCGCGGCCGCCUUCAGGGGCUCCGUGGACCUCCCGUUCGGGGCCGUGGGCGGCGCGGCCGGCGGCGGCCCUCCGUUCAAGGCCCAGCCACAGGACUCGGCCACGUUCGCCCACACUCCACCGCCCCCCGCCCAGGCGACCCCCGCUCCCGGGGUCACGUUCAAGUCUGCUUUCUCGCCCUACCAGACUCCGGUGCCCCCGUUCCCCCCGCCCCCCGAGGAGCCCGCCGCCCCCACCGCCACCACGGCCGCCCCCGCCGCCGCCGCCGCCGCCUUUGGGGCCCGUGACAGUGGGGAGUUCCGGAGAGCCCCUGUGCCCCCGCCCCUGCCGCCCGCGGAGCCCCGGACCAAGGAGAAGCCGGGCACGCCGCCCGGCCCCCCGCCCCCCGAUGCCAACAGCUUGGAGCUGGGCGGCCGGCCGGCCUUCGGCUGGAGCCCGGAGCCCUGCGACAGCCCGGGCACCCCCACGCUGGAGCCGCCAUCGCCCGCGGGGCUGGAGAAGCCGCACGACAGCCUGGACUCGCGCAUCGAGAUGCUGCUGAAGGAGCAGCGGACCAAGCUGCCCUUCCUCCCAGAGCAGGACUCGGACCCGGAGCUGCAGAUGGAGGGCAGCCCCAUCUCCUCCUCCUCCUCCCAGCUCUCCCCGCUGGCGCCCUUCGGCGCCAACUGCCAGCCGGGCUUCCGCGGCCCCACGCCGCCCUCCUCGCGCCCCUCCAGCACCGGCCUGGAGGACAUCAGCCCCACGCCCCUGCCGGACUCGGACUCGGACGGCGAGCUGGACCUGGGGCUGGGCCCCCGCCCCCCGCCAGAGCCGGGACCCCCGGACCCCUCCGGUCUCCUGGGCCAGGCCACCGAGGCGGCCUUGGACCUGGCUGGAGACAGGACCCCGACCUCGGAGAAGAUGGAUGAGGGCCAGCAGUCCUCAGGCGAGGACAUGGAGAUCUCAGACGACGAGAUGCCCUCAGCCCCGAUCACCAGCGCCGACUGCCCCAAGCCCAUGGUGGUGGCCCCGGGGCCGGCGGCCGUGGGAGGCCCCUCCGUGCUGGCCCCGAACCUGCCGCUGCCCCCGCCCCCCGGCUUCCCGCCACUGCCCCCGCCCCCGCCCCCCCCUCCGCCGCAGCCCGGCUUCCCCAUGCCCCCCCCUCUGCCGCCCCCGCCGCCCCCGCCCCCGGCCCACCCGGCCGUGGCGGUGCCCCCGCCCCCGCUGCCGGCGCCGCCCGGCGUGCCGCCCCCGCCCAUCCUGCCGCCCCUGCCGCCCUUCCCGCCGGGGCUGUUCCCCGUGAUGCAGGUGGACAUGAGCCACGUGCUGGGCGGCCAGUGGGGCGGCAUGCCCAUGUCCUUCCAGAUGCAGACGCAGAUGCUGAGCCGGCUGAUGACCGGCCACGGCGCCUGCCCCUACCCGCCCUUCAUGGCCGCGGCGGCGGCCGGGCUGCAGUUCGUCAACCUGCCGCCUUACCGCGGCCCCUUCGCCCUGGGCAGCACGGGCCCGGGCCGCGGGCAGCCCUGGCCGCCCCUGCCCAAGUUCGACCCGUCCGUGCCGCCGCCCGGCUACAUGCCGCGCCAGGAGGACCCGCACAAGGCCACGGUGGACGGCGUGCUGCUGGUGGUGCUCAAGGAGCUGAAGGCCAUCAUGAAGCGCGACCUGAACCGCAAGAUGGUGGAGGUGGUGGCCUUCCGGGCCUUCGACGAGUGGUGGGACAAGAAGGAGCGGAUGGCCAAGGCCUCGCUGACCCCGGUGAAGUCGGGCGAGCACAAGGACGAGGACCGGCCGAAGCCUAAGGACCGCAUCGCCUCGUGCCUGCUGGAGUCGUGGGGCAAGGGCGAGGGCCUGGGCUACGAGGGCCUGGGCCUGGGCAUCGGGCUGCGCGGGGCCAUCCGCCUGCCCUCCUUCAAGGUCAAGCGGAAGGAGCCGCCGGACACGGCCACGUCCGGAGACCAGAAGCGGCUGCGGCCCUCGGCCUCCGUGGACGAGGAGGACGAAGAGUCGGAGCGCGAGCGGGACCGGGACAUGGCGGACGCCCCCUGCGAGCUGGCCAAGCGGGACGCCAAGGGCGUGGGCGUGCGGCGGCGGCCGGCCCGGCCCCUGGAGCUGGACAGCGGCGGCGAGGAGGACGAGAAGGAGUCGCUGUCCGUGUCCUCGUCCUCGUCCGCCUCCUCCUCCUCGGGGUCCUCGUCCACCUCACCCUCCUCCUCGGCCUCGGACAAGGAGGAGCCGGACAGCACGGAGGAGGAGGAGGAGGAGGAGGAGGAGGACGAAGAAGAGAAAGAGGAAGAAGCCCCUGGGAGCCAGAUCUCCUCCUCCUCCUCCUCCUCCCCCUCCUCCUCCUCCACGUCGGAUAAGGAUGACGAUGACAGCGACGGCCGCGAAGGCUCGAAGAACGACGGCGACGAGGACCUGGCCGCGUCGGAGGCGAGCAACAGGGAGGAAGGCGACUGGGACGCCGAGGAGACGGCGAGCGUGGCCACCCGCAGGGCGGGGCCCGGCUCCUCCAGCAGCAGCUCCUCGUCCUCGGAGUUCGAGUCCAGUUCCGAGUCCUCGUCAUCGUCCUCGGAGGAUGAAGAAGAGCCAGCGGCCGGGGAGGAGGAGGAGGAGGAGGAGGAAGAGGAGGAGGAGGAGGGGGAAGAGGAGGCAACCACGGACGAGAGCAUGGCCCCCGCCGUCCCCGACGAGAACUUUGAGGAGGACGUGGCCGCCAGGGCCCCGCUGAUCGAGCCCGUGACGGAGGAGGAAGUGGACAUCGAGGACGAGGGUCCCGGGGAGCGGACCCCCACGAUGGAGCAGCUGCCCCCGCCUGCGGGCGUGAGAGAGCCCCCCAGGGAGCCGGGUCCGAGCCAGGAAGCGGCCAGGCCCCCGUCUCCGGAGCCUCCUGCGACAGACACGGAGGCCUGCCUGCCCCCAGCCCCGGAGCCCCCCCGAGGGGAGGACGUGGACGCAAAGCCCGAGCCCCCUCUGCCGCUCUCCGUGCCUCUGCAGCCGCCGUUGCCACCCCCUCGACCGCCCCGGCCCCCCAGCCCGCCGCCCGAGCCCGAGCCCCCCGAGCCCCCGCCCCCGCCCGCCCCCCUGGAGCCGCCCCCCGAAGACCAGCCCCCGCGGACACCGGGCAUCUGCGGCCUGGCCAAGUCGCAGAGCACGGAGACGGUGCCGGCCACGCCCGGCGGGGAGCCCCCGCUGUCGGGGGGCAGCAGCACCCUGUCCCUGAGCUCCCCGCAGGUGCCCGGCAGCCCCUUCUCCUACCCGUCCCAGUCCCCCAGCCUGGGCAGCGGCGGGCUCCCCAGGACGCCCGGCCGGGACUUCAGCUUCACGCCCACCUUCCCCGAGCCUGGCGGGCCCCUGCUCCUGCCCCUCUGCCCCCUGCCCCCCGGCCGCCGGGACGACCGGCCCGGCCCCCUGCCGUCCCAGGUGCUCCUGGAGACCGGCCUGCCCCUGCCCCUGCCCUUGCCCCUGCCCCUGCCCCUGGCUUUGCCCGUGCCUGUGCCCGUCCUGCGGCCCCAAACGCGGGCCCCUCCCCAGCUGCCGCCCCUGCUCCCCACCCCCCUGGCCUCCUGCCCGCCCCCCAUCAAGAGGAAGCCGGGCCGGCCCCGACGGUCCCCCCCAGCCCUGCUCUCCCUGGACGGGUCCUUGGUCCGGCCGCCGGGGGCGGCCGCCCUGGGCAGGGACCUUCUGCUCCUGCCGGGCCAGCCCCAGACCCCCGGCUUCCCCAGCGCCCACGACCCCCGGGCUGUGACCCUGGACUUCCGGAACACGGGGAUCCCGGCCCCCCCGCCGCCCCUGCCCCCCCAGCCGCCCCCGCCCCCGCCCCCGCCCCCCGUGGAGCCCGCCAAGCUGCCCUUCAAGGAGCUGGAGAACCAGUGGCUGGCGGAGGCCGCCCCCCCGGGCCCCCGCGGGCGCGACGAUGUGGCCGAGGAGCUGCUGGAGCUGGCCAAGGCGCGCGGCCCCUGGCGCCGGCCGCCCAGGAAGCGCCACGAGGACCCGGCGGCGCCCGCCUCGCCCGAGCGCUCCCCGCCGCAGCCCCUGUUCCGGCCGCGGACCGAGUUCGAGGAGAUGACCAUCCUGUACGACAUCUGGAACGGCGGCAUCGACGAGGAGGACAUCCGCUUCCUGUGCGUCACCUACGAGCGGCUGCUGCAGCAGGACAACGGCAUGGACUGGCUCAACGACACGCUCUGGGUCUACCACCCCUAUAUCCUCCUCUCUUCAGCCAAGAAAAAGAAACGGGAGGACGACAUCCCCGAGCACGCCACAGGCUGUGCCCGCAGCGAGGGCUUCUACACCAUCGACAAGAAGGACAAGAUCAGAUACCUCAACAGCACCCGCGCCAGCACGGACGAGCCCCCCGCGGACACCCAGGGCAUGAGCAUCCCCGCGCAGCCGCACGCCUCCACCCGGGCCGGCUCCGAGCGCCGGUCCGAGCAGCGGCGCCUGCUGUCCUCCUUCACCGGCAGCUGUGACAGCGACCUGCUCAAGUUCAACCAGCUCAAGUUCCGGAAGAAAAAGCUCAAGUUCUGCAAGAGCCACAUCCACGACUGGGGCCUGUUCGCCAUGGAGCCCAUCGCGGCCGACGAGAUGGUCAUCGAGUACGUGGGCCAGAACAUCCGCCAGGUGAUCGCCGACAUGCGGGAGAAGCGCUACGAGGACGAGGGCAUCGGGAGCAGCUACAUGUUCCGGGUGGACCACGACACCAUCAUCGACGCCACCAAGUGCGGCAACUUCGCGCGCUUCAUCAACCACAGCUGCAACCCCAACUGCUACGCCAAGGUGAUCACGGUGGAGUCGCAGAAGAAGAUCGUCAUCUACUCCAAGCAGCACAUCAACGUCAACGAGGAGAUCACCUACGACUACAAGUUCCCCAUCGAGGACGUCAAGAUCCCCUGCCUCUGCAGCUCCGAGAACUGCCGGGGGACCCUCAACUAG